This is a messenger RNA of Purpureocillium lilacinum, 1599 nucleotides long. RefSeq lists its product as uncharacterized. Gene Ontology annotation, cellular component: membrane. Gene Ontology annotation, molecular function: carbohydrate:proton symporter activity. Gene Ontology annotation, biological process: carbohydrate transport; transmembrane transport. The record is from RefSeq and is a predicted model, not a curated record. Lineage: Eukaryota; Fungi; Ascomycota; Sordariomycetes; Hypocreales; Ophiocordycipitaceae.
AUGUUACGUCAAGCUGGCGGGAAGAAGCCAUACUUUGGCCUCACGGGCAAAUGGCUCACUGCAUGGAUCACGUUUGCUUGCAGUGUCGACAUGCUCAUGUUUGGCUAUGACCAGGCAGUCUUCAGCGGCGUCAUCGUGACUGAUGAUUUUCUGGUCCUGCACGACCUCGUCGGCCCGGAGAAGACUUCGCUCCUCUCCACCAUUACCGCAAUUUACGACAUCGGGUGCUUCUUUGGUGCUAUUGUGGCCUUUACAAUUGGCGAACGUCUCGGACGGAAAAAGUCCAUCAUUAUCGGCACUUCGAUCAUGACCGUGGGCACUAUUCUUAUGACCACUUCGUUUAGCAUUGAGCAAAUGUUUGUUGGGCGCAUAGUUCUAGGCAUUGGCAAUGGCAUCAAUACGGCCACGGCUCCCAUCUGGCAGACUGAGACUUCUCCCGCGCACCUUCGUGGCAAGCUCGUCAUGUUCGAGAUGAUGAUGAACAUUGUCGGCUUCUCUCUAUGCAAUUGGAUCAACUACGGCUUGUCUUUUGCCGGAGGCGCUGUUGCCUGGCGCUUUCCACUCGCCUUCCAGGCCAUCUUCAUCAUCGCCCUCUUCGCGACAGUCCCAUGGCUGCCGGAGUCGCCACGAUGGCUGCUCUACCAUGGGCACGACGAGGAGGCGCGGAAGGUGCUCAGGUGCCUCGCGAGCGAUGACACUGACGACGCGCUCGUCACCGUGCAACAUGAAGAGAUCCAAUACAGCGUGCAGUACGAGAAGGAGCAUCAGAUUAGAUGGAGAGACCUGCUGCGUCCCCAGCCUGGAGCCACAAAGCCUCUCCGGAGACUCAUUUUGGGAGCCGGCACGCAGUUCAUUCAGCAGUUUGAAGGCAUCAACAUCAUGUCCUACUACUUGCCGACGGUGCUCAUCAACGCUGUGGGCUUAUCAAACGAACUCGCGCGGCUCCUUACAGCUGUCAAUUCGGUCACUUACCUCAUAUUCUCAGCCCUGUCCAUCCCCCUAGUUGAGAAAUGGGGACGGCGGGGCUUGAUGCUGUUGUCAACUGCUGGCCAGGGCGCAGCUUUCCUCGUCAUCACAGUCCUGCUGCGGUACGGAAGCCCACCAGAUGGAGACCGCAAAGCAGCUGAGGCAUCAAUCGUGUUCUUCUUCUUGUAUUACAUUGCAUUCGGCAUCGGCAUGCUGGGCGUGCCGUGGCUGUAUCCCACCGAGAUCAACUCCAUCGCAAUGCGUACAAAGGGUGCAGCAGUGUCUACAGCAACUAACUGGCUCACCAACUUCGUCAUUGUGGAGAUUACUCCAAUCGGGAUCCAAAACCUCGGGUGGAAGUUUUGGAUCGUCUUUACUGUCUUCAACACGGCCUUCAUGCCUGUCAUAUACUUCUUCUAUCCCGAAACUGCCAACCGCACGCUCGAGGACCUCGACGAGUACUACCGCGGCAACCCGCCGCUCAUUGUAACGGGCGACAAGGACGUGACAAGCAGCAAGCGUCCGCUCAAAUAUUUGGAAAUGGAGAGAACGCAUGUCCAGCGCGUAGUGCGGGCAAGCGUUGACGCUGGGCACGACAAAGACGCCGUGUGCGCAAACCACCAUGUUGAGUAA